Messenger RNA from Lampris incognitus (smalleye Pacific opah), 1551 nucleotides. Its product is annotated as zinc finger protein 165-like. The record is from RefSeq and is a predicted model, not a curated record. NCBI's taxonomy places the organism in Eukaryota, Metazoa, Chordata, Actinopteri, Lampriformes, Lampridae. The coding region runs from base 1 to 1551 and encodes 516 amino acids. Gene Ontology annotation, molecular function: RNA polymerase II cis-regulatory region sequence-specific DNA binding; DNA-binding transcription factor activity, RNA polymerase II-specific. Gene Ontology annotation, biological process: regulation of transcription by RNA polymerase II. The transcript is spliced from 8 exons.
AUGCGGGGUGUUCAUGCAGUAAGGGUUCAGAGAGUCCAUGAAGGAGCCCUGGUGCACUUGCUGGUUUUGCUGUGGGUCAGACGUGUAGAUAACCUAGAGAUAAUUAAAGAAACCCUUUCUUCCCCAGACCCAAACGUUCUUCAGUGGCUCCCUGUGUGUGAGGAGGAGGAGGAGGAGGUUGGUGGAGGUGAGUCUCGUGUGGAGGAGCAGAAGAAAAGAGAGGGAGUCCCGCUGCGUCCCAGAGAAGGUGACAAGGACCGAGGAAGUCUGCACCUCUUGUCAACAAAUGAGGAUGAGGAGGAAGAGUUCGCUGAGGCCCCAGAGCGGUCCCCCAUUCAACGUCAGAAGAAUCUGGAGGACCCGGAUUAUCAAAUACCUUUAAGCGUUCAGUCGGAGAGGAGGAAGCCCAGGAGAUCUUGCAGCAGAAAAGCAAGCUCCCACCUCACGUUGAGGGUCUGCAUGCUGGAGGACUCCCAGAUAAAUAUGCUCUCAAAAAAUGUGUUAAGGAAAUACCCGGUGCGCAAAGUGAAGUGUCCCCUUGGUCUGCAGGAACCCAACUUCCUGGGUUUGCUGAAGACCACCUUCCCUCAGCUGGCUGGAGACAACCAACCUUUUGACACUUUUGCGGCUGACAGGUUCAGGACACUACGUCCUCUCAAACUGGAGAAAAUGACAGGGGAGAAUAUCCACAAGACUCUGAAGUCCACAGGAGCAGGGAGAUCUGCCCUGUACAUCCGACUGAAGGCAGAGCAGGAGCAUCUACAUCCUCCACAGCAAGCAGACAAUGUCAUCUCCGUCUCUUCCACACCUCUUUCAUACUCAAGGUCAGAGACCAGCCAGAUUCACAAUGAAGAAAGUGACAGCAGGGUCCCCCAAGACAGAAACUUUACAAAACCACAACAACAACGGAUAGGCUCAGAAGAAGAUGAUGUCGUAGACGGUGGAGUAUCAGAUCCUGCUAACGGUGACCAUAACAGUGGAAGGGAUCAGAAACAGGAUGACAGUGCUGAGCCAAUUGACAGAGGAGAUGAUGGCUGGAAACAGAACGAGAGUGAUGAGGACCUGAAGGAGAAUGAAAAUGAAUCAUGGUCACCCAAAACAGCAAGGAAGCGUUGCAUCAAGCAACGUGGACAAGGAGCCAAGAGCAGGAAAUCAGUAGAAAUGUCUCAAGAGGAGUCUAUUAAGCAAAAUAACCCCACUCUGGCUUGCAGAAGAGAGGUCGAAGCUCACCGCAGGAUCCACAUGGGUGGCAAGUCUUUCUGCUGCAGCCUGUGCGGUAAAUCUCUCAGCGACCUGAGAUCAUUGUCUCACCACAUGCUGCUCCACAGGGGGGAAAAGUGCCACAGCUGCAAGCCAUAUAUCUGUAACGUCUGUGGGAAAGCAUGCUCUGUGGCAGAACACCUGCGGCUCCACAUGAGGACUCACACUGGGGAGAGACCAUACAAGUGCACCGUCUGCCUCAAAGACUUUACCCAGAGCCACUGCCUCAAAACGCACAUGAAGAUCCACCAGGCGGGGGAGAGCUCAACAUCAGCAGGCUCCGUGUCCUGA